UUAUUAAAUGGUGAAUGGUUCACACACUUUUAUUACCAUCCAGAAAUAGAACUGUUUCAAAGUAUUGUAAAUCCUUUAAAGUUUUCGGUAUAUUUGUAGAAAUUUUUGAGGAAACAAGUGCUUGCUGUAAUUGACUUUUCCGAUCGUCCGCCAUUUUAUAUGUUCAUUGGAGAGCGGGGUGGAUGGAGAGUGAAUUAUAGGGUGUAUUCCGUUUUGUGCUCUUGUUUUUAAUGUAAUAUUUUCCCUCCUCAAAUCUGAAUUUUUAUCGACGGGCGAGAAAUGAAGAGAUAAAACAGCAGCUUAAAGUUUACUUUAAUAAUUAUCUGUUUCCUCACUGCGCAGUGGAGUGAAGUCACCUGAUAGUGUAAUUCGGUAGUUUAGUGGCCCAGAAAUACGAUUUUGGGACAUUAAUUACUGUGUGUGUAUUACAUAGCUUUAAAACUGAAGACCUACACGGGAAGCGACAUGAGUCGACCCGAGUCGGGGAAAAUUACAGUUCCCGACGAACUGAGAGAAGUCCUUUUAGAAUUCACCAUUAGUUAUUUAUUGGAACAACCUGGCGAUGUUGUAGAGUAUGCAGUUGAAUUUUUCCAAAAACUGAAGGAAAAUAGAAGUACUCAAAUCAUUAGACUGGAUACAGCGGGUUCGCCUGACGAAUCUGUGAUAUCCACAGAAGAAGAGCCACCUGUGGCGAGAUUCUCGACACGACGUAAAUCUGUUUUUGCAGAAGCGUAUAACCCUGAAGAUGAUGAGGAUGAUGGUGAGAAGGUUAUUUAUCCAAAAUCUGAUGGUCAGAGACAAAGAUUGGCAGAUAGUGUGAAGCAUAUCCUUCUUUUCCGAUCAUUGGAUAAGGAACAAAUGCAGGAUGUAUUGGAUGCAAUGUUCGAAAAGAAAGUGGCUGCUGGAGAAUACAUUAUAAGGCAAGGAGAUGACGGUGAUAAUUUUUAUGUCAUUGAGAGUGGGAUCUACAAUGCCUAUGUAGCAACAGAGCCAGGAGCAGAACCUAAACAUAUCCAUACAUAUGAAAACAAUGGUAGCUUUGGUGAGCUGGCUCUUCUGUACAAUAUGCCCCGUGCUGCCACAAUUCAGGCAGUUACAGAUGGAUCUCUAUGGGCAAUGGACAGACAAACAUUCAGACGCAUAUUGCUGAAGAGUGCAUUUAAGAAGAGAAAGAUGUAUGAGACCCUUAUAGAAAGUGUACCUAUGUUGAAAGCCCUCCAGGCAUAUGAGCGCAUGAACUUGGCAGAUGCACUGGUCCCUCGUUCAUAUACAGAUGGUGAACUCAUAAUAAAGCAAGGUGAUCAGGCAGAUGGUAUGUACUUUGUGGAGGAUGGUUCUGUGAAAAUUACCAUUGUUGGAGACAGUGGGCAUGAAGUUGAGAUUAAUCGGAUUAACAAAGGAGGAUACUUUGGUGAACUGGCACUUGUUACCCAUAAACCAAGAGCAGCAUCAGCGUACGCUGUUGGUCAGAUUAAGUUAGCAUUUCUGGACGUGGAAGCAUUUGAGAGACUAUUGGGGCCAUGUAUGGAAAUCAUGAAGCGGAACAUUGAUGACUAUGAAGAUCAGUUGAUUCGCAUUUUUGGCUCAAAGUCAAACAUUAGCGACAUUCGAUGAAGUAUCAUUACUUUUAGUUACUAGUCCCUCGGAAAGUACCUAUUUUCAUACUGUGUUCUCUCUUUUAUUUAUUGUAUGUAGCAACAUACCUAGUUGUACAAUUUUAAAACAAUAUAAAAUAUUACGGAAUACAUUAAUGUUAUGCAUUGCAUGUUCAAUGGUAGGUGACAAUUUCAGUUAGACUUAAAAAACAGCUGUUGCAGGAUUGCUUUUAAAGUAAACUGCUUUAUUGCAGUAUAGCUCAGUUUAGUUCCCUGGUUAUCUCUUUUUGUAUCAGACUUCUUCACCUUAUGCAAGAAACAUACUUAGUGUUCUUCAUUCUUUCUUCAAUUCAUUGUGUAUAAUAGACUGAAAACAAAUGUUAAAGAGCAUGGCUGUUGCACAGACAGUUGAAAGCCUGUGCCAUAAGUGCGUCAGUAGCUUGUGCUUGUAGUUAACGAAGUUACUGCAGAAGUCUUCCUUGAUCCCUGCACGAUAGAAGUUGAAAAUAACUAAGUGUAUAUUCAUUCUGCCCUUGGUGCAGGUGGACAUUAAUAAUUAAAUAUUCAUUCAGGCCAUUUACACCUUAUAUACGGUUUCAGCUGCUGUAUUAGGGAUUUGUGCAGCAGCCCAUCAGUUGCUCUAUUUGCAAUAAAAGAUGAUUGUGUCGUAAAAUUUUGUAAUCCAUUGAUAGUACAGCAUUUAAUAGUAACAAGCGUUUUAAUGAAGAUAUUUUUCAGUAAUUAUCGUACGUGUUAUUGUCGUUAUUCAUCAGAUCAGUCACUGCCAUAAAAUUCAAGCACUGGCUUUUUCUCUAAUGUUGUUAAAAUUUUCCUGAUUUUGAAAGAUUCUUUAUAUUAAAUGGAUGAUUAAGUGUUGUCAGAAUGACUGGAAGUGGAAUUAUUAUGGUCCAAAUGAUGUUAACAUUUACUGUCUAAACUUAUUGUGUGGCACUUUUGUGGUAAGGAGGUUAAAGUCCUUCAAGUUUCUAGUCACCCAUCAGACAAAGCACACUACAAUGUCCAGAUUUUAUUUAUUGCAUAAAUGUAAGAAAAGUAUGUGUUUCCCUUUUUUAAGAUUGUUAUCUUUUGCAAGUACAGAGAGGAUCCAAAUUACUUGCCACUUCGAUUAUUAUGUAAGUUUGCAGACUUGCUAACAGAGAGAAAGUUAAAUGGCACCCACUAUGAUCAUCUCUGGGGCACAUGGUGAACUAUUGAUUGCGCAUUCCAUUUAUAAGUUAGUACAUGUAAAGUAAAUAAUAUGCAGAAAUUGACAUUAUAUUUAAAUGAAACUUGUUUGAUGAAACAAAUUUGGGAAGAAAAAGAUAACCAAAAACAGAGACGUGAUAGAAUAACAGGUUAAAAAAGAAAUUCUAAU
Schistocerca piceifrons (Central American locust) is the source of this 2970-nucleotide messenger RNA. RefSeq names its product cAMP-dependent protein kinase type II regulatory subunit (gene Pka-R2). Gene Ontology annotation, biological process: regulation of protein phosphorylation. Gene Ontology annotation, cellular component: cAMP-dependent protein kinase complex. The transcript is spliced from 8 exons. The record is from RefSeq and is a predicted model, not a curated record. Gene Ontology annotation, molecular function: cAMP-dependent protein kinase regulator activity. Lineage: Eukaryota; Metazoa; Arthropoda; Insecta; Orthoptera; Acrididae. Bases 466 to 1614 code for a protein of 382 amino acids.